Messenger RNA from Paramuricea clavata, 3984 nucleotides. The record is from the annotation of a GenBank genome assembly. NCBI's taxonomy places the organism in Eukaryota, Metazoa, Cnidaria, Anthozoa, Malacalcyonacea, Plexauridae.
CGCUAUGUGAUUUUGACACUUGGCAAUGAUCCUUAUAAAUUACCCGCAAGAAGAUUGCUAUCAUUUGGAGAUAUUCAUUCUUUGAGUAAGAUCACUCCUGCUUCACUCAGAAGAGACGUUCAGAAAUUGCGAGAUAUUUUGGUAAGUUAUCUAUACCUGGAUGUUGUGAUUGUCUUAUUAUUGUUCAUUGUCAUCAAAACAAAUCUUUGUUAUCAUUUUGUUCUUAAGUAUAGUCUCAACAUAUGACCAAAACCCGGGGCGCAAAAUGUAAACAAAAUUUUAUGUUUGGGUUUAUGAAAUUUCAACCUCCCAUUUUUGUACACAUGUCAGAUAUAUUUUAAUACAACAAUAUCUUUUCAAAAUAUCGAUUGUGCAUAUGGAAGAUUUGUUAGAAAUCGAUCUUUUAUUUACAAAAAAGAAAUAUUAUAUUCAAUUUUUUAAGUCUAUCCUAUAAAUCCUGAUUUGUCCCUCGAGACGAAUCUAGGAGUACAUACACGUUUCAAUCUAUUACGUGAGAAAUUUUCCUACGUAAAAUUUUUUGUGUCGAAUACAAGCUGUGAAUCGAGUAUUAUUUCAUACAAACUGUCGAGUGAAUUGAAAUGAUGGGAAAAGUACUGAUGUACCGAUAUGGAAAUUCACCGAUAACCGAUAUUGAAGGAUCGAUAUUUUGCCGAUAGCGAUAUUCUAUGUCGUUUCACAAAAUUCAAAGAUAAAAUCAUGACAGUUCUAAUUUAAUACUUUUGAAUUUAAUUCAAUUCAUUUGUUUCUAAAUACUGAAAAUAUCAAAUGAAAUGCUUCUAAUGCAUGCCGUAUUACUACGCUAGUGACUGUUCAUUUAUUUGUAAUAAAAAUAACUAUUGAACUGCAACUAUAAACAAUCAUUAAUAUUUAAUAACAGUUUGUAAUAUCGGUAAUAUCAAGAACAAAAUUACCGAAACCGAUAUUUCUAUUUUAGUACUGAUAUCACUGGGAAAAAGAAGAUAAAAUUAUGUACAUUACAUACAUUAUAUAUAUUGUAAAAUUAUUGAUAAAAUGUUUUAUAAGAAUAUUAAGAUGUUCGUGUGAUUUAAACAUUUUCCAGUUUAUAUUUGACUUUCCCCUUUAACAUUUCAAGAGAUCAAACACCAAAUUUAACAAAAACAUUUUUGCUGACGUGUUAUAAUGUGAAAACUUCGCAAGUAAUUUCGAAAAGAAUAAUUUGUGAAUUUCUUGUUUAACUUGAAAAAUAAUUUCAUUUGAGCUAAUUCGAACGUUUGAACAAUUGCAAAUGACUUUUGAACAAAUAUUUCUCUACUUGUUAUUUACUCGAAGUAUGAAGACGUAUAUUAGCUAAUGCGGGUGGUGAUAAAGACAUUUGAAAAGCGUUGUAAAAGUGUUUAGCGAAUGAACAGGUUGAUGCUGGUAUCAGUAGCAUACUUCAGUUUAAUUAAAACAUAAUUCGUCAGCGAAACCUCGACCUAAAGAGGAUGAGAGUCGAGGCAUUUGAAGCUCUAGAUUAACAAGAUAAAGGUUUGAUGAAUCUUCCAACUAUGUUUUAACUUAAACACAUGCUAGUGUUGAGAAAACAUUACGAACAACUGACCAAGGUUGCACUCUCAUCGUUUGAUCCGGGCUUUAGAAUUCUAAAUAUCAUUUAGAUCAUCGGAACUUAUGUGACAGAAUUACAGUGCAAUGUCCCUGUGGAUGUUCCCAUUGUAUUAGAACGAACUUGCAACAUUCUGAUUAGUUCCAACUAUUGCUCCAACAACAAAAUUGACAUUAGAAGAUAAUUAGAACAAACUCAAAAGCAUUCUAAUGUGGCAGUUAGCGCAGUACCGUAUAUUCGCAUUGAAUUAUAGAACCCCAUAUUAGAACAAAUUAAGAACUGAUGUUAUCAUUGCUUGCAACAAGCUUAUUACGCACGUUUUGACUAAACGUGCGUAAUAUUGUGUAGAUAAACCAGACUCAGAUCUGUAAUUUCACUUUCAGGUUUAAUCGUAAAAUUCUAAGAUGAAGUUGACAAUUUUCUUAGCCGCAUUAGUCCUGGUACUAGGAGUGUCCUUUACGUUGUCGAAACCAUUAACAGGUGAGAACAUUUCAGUUUUAAAAUUACAAUAGACCUUUUUCGUAAUGACGUCAACCGCAUAAAAACAAUUCAAGCGAUGUCACACGGGAAUAUUUUAAGCGACAAUACACCCUUUCGAUAAUUACGCCACACAUACUUUUUGGUCUUGGAGCCUCGCUCUCAUUAGUAAAUUACGCGCAAGGUGAUUGACUCACAUUCAUGAGAGCGAGGCUCCCAGGCCAAAGACGUAAUUAUCGAAAGGAUGUAUUCACAAUUCAAGUCGUUUUGAGCCAAUUAAAUUUCAUAUAACAUAAUUUGUAGUGCGAAUUGCCGCUAAAAAUUGGGACAGUGGAACAUGAGAAAGGUCUCUUGAACGUUAAAUCGAAACUUAGAUCUGUUUCUUGACAUAUCUUACAUUGUAUUAGUUUUUCAUUGAGUUUUGACUAUCAAAGUUUCCUGAUGCAUUUUUAGAAGAAAUUGCCAAUGUCGAGGAGGCCGAAUCUGGGGAGAGUGGCGAGGCUGAAUCUAGUGGAGAAAGUGGCGAAGCUGAAUCCAGUGGGGAGAGUGGCGAAGCCGAGUCCAGCGGGGAGAGUGGUGAUGCCGAAUCUAGCGGAGAAAGUGGCGAGGCUGAAUCUAGUGGGGAGAGUGGCGAGGCUGAAUCUAGGGGGGAGAGUGGCGAGGCUGAAUCUAGUGGGGAGAGUGGCGAAGCCGAGUCCAGCGGGGAGAGUGGCGAAGCCGAAUCUAGCGGAGAAAGUGGUGAGGCCGAAUCAAGUGGGGAGAGUGGCGAGGCCGAAUCUAGCGGAGAAAGUGGCGAGGCUGAAUCUAGCGGAGAAAGUGGCGAGGCUGAAUCUAGCGGAGAAAGUGGCGAGGCUGAAUCUAGCGGGGAGAGUGGCGAGGCUGAAUCUAGCGGGGAGAGUGGCGAAGCCGAGUCUAGCGGAGAAAGUGGCGAGGCUGAAUCCAGUGGGGAAAGUGGCGAGGCUGAAUCCAGUGGGGAAAGUGGCGAGGCUGAAUCCAGUGGGGAAAGUGGCGAGGCUGAAUCUAGUGGGGAAAGUGGCGAGGCUGAAUCUAGUGGGGAAAGUGGCGAGGCUGAAUCUAGUGGGGAAAGUGGCGAGGCUGAAUCUAGUGGAGAAAGUGGCGAAGCUGAUGAGGAAUAGAGAACUAUGUGUAUCACAAACUAGAAAUAUGAAUCCUGAAUGGCUAUUUUCAUAAUCAAUGACAAAUAACUUCGAAAAACAGAGGCAGAUAAUAUAAAAUAUAAAAUAUUAUACUGAAUUAGUAGUGCAAUGUAUGUUGUUUUCAAUAGUAAACUUAUCUAUAAUUUACAGUUGAGAAUAAAGGGUUUAUUUCUACUUUGUCUUUCCUAUUCGCUUUUUUCGUUUAAAUAUCCAAGGAAUAGCGGAAAUAAUAUAAAUUCUCAAUAUUAUUCAUUCUAUCAAACCAACAGGCUCACUUUUCGCUCGUGACCUGUACUUCUGUUCUAACAAAACUAUUGCCUGUUUUGCAGCUAACAUCACAUCUAUAUACCCAAAACCUUGAGGAAACGUCUGCCUUUGUAACCAAGCUUCGGCUUUGAUAGCUAUUAGUACCCAGUCUUUUUCGUGGCUCGUCCAUUUUCUUUUGAGAUAUACCAAGGCCAAGGCAGUAGCCCAUAACGCUAGGGAGUCGUAGUAACAAUCUAUUCCCAGUCUAUCGUCCUGUUCUGCCAAGGGAAUCAUUGUGGAGUCUACAAAUGGUGCUGCAAGUUCUAACUGAACUAAAGGAAGGCCAAUUAUACGCGCAAAGGCGUAGGUUAGUUGCCAGAAUCCUUCAGCAUAUUGGAGGAGGAUAAGACGAAUAAAUGGUGGCCCUAGAGGGAGAACAAUUCUUGUUAAGGCAGAUUUACACUACACAACCUUUUCCUAAAACUGUCACAUGCAACGUGCUUACAACUUGAGUGGCAC